Messenger RNA from Gadus macrocephalus (Pacific cod), 2335 nucleotides. Its product is annotated as adhesion G protein-coupled receptor L2-like. Gene Ontology annotation, molecular function: carbohydrate binding; G protein-coupled receptor activity. Gene Ontology annotation, cellular component: membrane. Lineage: Eukaryota; Metazoa; Chordata; Actinopteri; Gadiformes; Gadidae. The record is from RefSeq and is a predicted model, not a curated record. The transcript is spliced from 7 exons. Gene Ontology annotation, biological process: signal transduction. Bases 1019 to 2320 code for a protein of 433 amino acids.
AUUAAAACAAAAGGCAGAGUGUCUGCCCGUUACUCGAUAUGGUAAUGUUACCAUGUGAUCCGUUCUUUCUGGACAUGAAUGAAUUUUGACUCCGAGCCAUUCCAGCUGGAGACUCCAUGUCGGGUUUUGAGAGGCUCUCUCAGCACAGACAGCUCCUGCAGACGGCAGCCUGCGUCGGGCUACACUGGCACUGUUUACUGGAACCCAGCUCCGCGCUGUUUCAACCAAGUGUCUGAGCGCCGUGAGCGGGAUCUUUCACAUAGUCCAACCGGGGGAGAAGAACCAUCUCAGGCGCUUUCGAGUCCUUUUUUCCCCUUUUCACCAUUCAGCGGAAACCGGAGAAGAGGCUCUUCGUCUUGCGUCUUUUUAAGCGGGACAAAGAUUUUUGGUGUGCCGCACAAGAACCACAACGCAUAGUCUCCAACGAACCGAGCUUCUCGUUUCUCUUCUUUAUUAUUGAACCCCCCCUCCUCCACCCCCACUCCCCCCAACCCCCCACCAAAAAGACGAGAGAGAGAGAGAGAGAGAGUAACAAAACGCUUAAACUGAAGUGUUUGACGAGUUGAGGACUGUGAGCACAUGCAACACCUUGCCAUGGAAGUGUGUGUCCGGUGCAGGGGAAUGUAUCGGCUGAGAGGGGAACCUGCCAACUGAUAAAGAGCCGAGCUGUCCCAGAUAAGGGGAGCAUGCAUCAAACCUGCAGAAUCUCUCUCUCCACCGCCCGCUGUCCUCCUCCGAGCUGCAGAACAGUCCCCGUCAGACUGUCUUUCAAACUACCUGCCAUCUCCCCGUUUUGAUUUCCUCCUCCGCCACUGACUUCUUCUUCAUUUUGAAACGGCCGUGUCUUGGGUUUGACUUUUCCUGACCAAAAAGCUGAGGAGACGAACGAUGACCAUCUUCCAGACCUGUUGCCUUGGACUUUUCUAGCCAACCGUCUGCCAUCACCCCCUCCGCCCCACCCUACCCAGCCCAGCCCCACCCCACCCAACUGCCAGAGACCAUCCACACUCCGUGAACCAUGAUGGCCUGUUCCCUGUGGAAACUCCUCACCAUCUGCUUGUGUACCAUCACGUUGGCUCAGAUACAUUCCACCGAGGGGUUCAGCCGUGCGGCCCUGCCUUUUGGCCUGGUUCGGAGGGAGCUGUCGUGCGAGGGCUACCCCAUCGACCUGCGCUGUCCGGGGAGCGACGUCAUCAUGAUCGAGAGCGCCAACUACGGCCGGACGGACGACAAGAUCUGCGACGCCGACCCCUUCCAGAUGGAGAACGUCAACUGCUACCUGCCCGACGCCUACAAGAUCAUGACACAAAGGUGCAACAACAGAACCCAGUGCAUCGUGAUCACGGGUUCUGAUGUGUUCCCCGACCCCUGCCCAGGGACCUAUAAGUACCUAGAGGUCCAGUAUGAGUGUGUGCCCUACAGUCCUUCAUGUUCGACCAGAAUAGAAGCAAGAAUCCAGAAUGUAUCGUAUCGCCACUGCCCUGAAGUGGAACAAAAAGUAUUUGUUUGUCCCGGGACGCUGAAAGCGGUGGGCGACACGUCCUUUCUGUACGAAGCAGAGCAGCAGGCCGGAGCCUGGUGCAAAGACCCACUGCAGGCCGGCGACAAGAUCUACUUCAUGCCCUGGACGCCGUACCGCACGGACACCCUCAUCGAGUACUCCUCCCUGGACGACUUCCAGAACUCGCGGCAGACGGUCACCUACAAGCUGCCGCACCGCGUGGACGGCACGGGCUUCGUGGUGUACGACGGCGCCGUGUUCUUCAACAAGGAGCGCACGCGCAACAUCGUCAAGUUCGACCUGCGCACGCGCAUCAAGAGCGGCGAGGCCAUCAUCAACAACGCCAACUACCACGACACCUCGCCGUACAAGUGGGGCGGCAAGACGGACAUCGACCUGGCGGUGGACGAGAACGGCCUGUGGGUCAUCUACGCCACCGAGCAGAACAACGGCAUGAUGGUGCUCAGCCAGCUCAACCCGUACACGCUGCGCUUCGAGGCCACGUGGGAGACGGCGUACGACAAGCGCUCGGCCUCCAACGCCUUCAUGGUGUGCGGCGUGCUGCACGUGGUGCGCUCCACCUACGAGGACAACGAGAGCGAGGUGAGCAAGAGCCUGAUCGACUACGUUUACAACACCAAGCAGAAGCACGGGGAGUAUGUGGACAUCCACUUCCCCAACCAGUACCAGUAUAUCGCCGCUGUGGAAUACAACCCCAGAGACAACCAGCUCUAUGUGUGGAAUAAUUUUUACAUCCUGAGGUACAAUCUGGAGUUUGGGCCGCCCGAUCCCGCGCACGGUAAGAAACUUGAUACUUGAUACUUUUUCUUCUUU